This is a messenger RNA of Vanessa tameamea, 1571 nucleotides long. It is a transcript of the gene RNF220, whose product is annotated as E3 ubiquitin-protein ligase Rnf220. The record is from RefSeq and is a predicted model, not a curated record. Gene Ontology annotation, molecular function: ubiquitin protein ligase activity. Lineage: Eukaryota; Metazoa; Arthropoda; Insecta; Lepidoptera; Nymphalidae. Gene Ontology annotation, biological process: protein ubiquitination. The coding region runs from base 240 to 1334 and encodes 364 amino acids. The transcript has 8 exons.
UCAAAAUGUUAUGUCAAUUCCCAUCCAAUAAAAAAAACACUUAGCGUUUAUUUAUUAUUGUUUCGGUUACAAUAAUUAGGGUAAAUUACGUAAAUAAUGACGGCGGUGUCGACAAGACGAGUUCGUACAUCAUCAUCGAACUUUUAUAAACGAUGUUAAAUAAUCAAAUGACUAUUUAAUUCAACAAAACCCGCGAUGUUAUUAGAUUUUGAACUGUGAAUCAACAACAAACAUUUGAAAUGUUACCCGUAGUUAUGUAUAACAUGGAAGGAAGUUCAAAUACAAUUCCAAAUUCGAAUUUUGGUUCGGUUUUUGAUGAUAACGUUAUUUUAAACUGUGUUAGGAGUAGGAAAAAAGUCACGGAACUUCCGAAUUGUCCUGUAUGCAGCUGUACUAUCAGACAGGGUGAAUUAGAUACUCAUUUAUGUUUGGAAGUGGAGAGGCUAAAUAAACUUUCUAAUGGUGGUUCUAAACGUAAGUUAAGUGCUAAUAGCCCCGGGAGUUCUAACCCAAUGCCUGGAUCUAGUUCUAGUGUUGAUAAUCAGAGUGAUGUUGAUGUGAGCGGGUGCCUCGGCAGCGAUGUUUAUCAGCGAGUUCACACAAACCGACUCAAAAGACUGCGGGCCCGUCGACGAAGUCCCCCCCCACAGCAGGGGGAGUGUCCCGUGUGUAAUGCAACUCUACCCGUGUCUAGACUACAGAGGCAUGCUCUACGGUGCCUGAAACGAACAGGAGCGGAGAUGGACGAAGAUAUACCAGAUACGAGCUCGGAGGAUGGAAGUAUUGACGUUGAGAACGAUGAGCCGUCGGGCUUCGGUGCGGAGUACCAGUGGUGCGGCGAGUGGCGCGUGCGCGCGGCGGCGCUGCAGGGCUCCGAGGCGCGACCCGCCACCUGCGUGCGACGGGCCUCCACUGACCGCGCUCUGGUCGUAGACGGCGACGAAGACACGGAACUGUACGGUCCAGCACAGUAUUCGCCAUCACGCAUUGCACCAGAUGCGGAUAUUCCCGUUGAAGACGAGGAGACGGAACAAAACGUGGAUGACGUAAUGGAGGAGGCGACCUCGAAACCGAACGGCAUCGUGGAAGCAAGUGCAGAGACAAGGAUACAAGCGUUGAAAGAAAAGAUAAAAGAUUUGGAAAAAAAGCAGAAUUCAUCUUUAGAAGCGAAGUGUCUUAUCUGCCUCGGACCGUAUAUAUCCCCGGCCGUUUCGAUCCAGUGCUGGCACGUGUACUGCGAGGUCUGUUGGCUACAAUCGCUGCGUGCCAAGAAAAUAUGUCCUCAAUGCAACGCAAUCACGACGGCCGAUCACCUCAGACGAAUUUAUAUGUGAAAUGUUAUCAAAUGAUAUUAGCUCAAUUAUAUUAUUAAGAAUAUAUUUUUGUCAGCUCCGUAGAUUACACGUGUAAUAAAAUAAAUGUUACAUAUGGUCGCUUUCAAUGGCAGGAGGACGAUAAUUUGACAAACUCGACCUUUAUUUAUUGACAUUGGUGGAGAUGUAAAUAAUCUGUGGGCUUUAAAAAUGGCGUUUUGAAUGUCAACGAUUUUAUUUAAAGCAAAGAUUAAAUUA